Molecule: messenger RNA, 1814 nt
Organism: Notolabrus celidotus (New Zealand spotty)
Lineage: Eukaryota; Metazoa; Chordata; Actinopteri; Labriformes; Labridae
Product: equilibrative nucleoside transporter 2-like
Exons: 13
Coding region: 132-1478 (448 amino acids)
Biological process (GO): adenine transport; uridine transmembrane transport; hypoxanthine transport
Cellular component (GO): basolateral plasma membrane; plasma membrane
Molecular function (GO): nucleoside transmembrane transporter activity
Source: RefSeq, a predicted model, not a curated record
UAUAAACUGACAGAUGCGCGCGCGCGCCUUCUACUCAUUCAUUCAAACCAGGACCAGGAACAGGACCAGGACCAGGACCACGUCCACAUUACAACCCUGCUUUGACCCUCAGGAACGUGACAGACAUCAGGAUGUCAGAAGAGAAGAGACAGACUCCUCCUGCAGACCGCGGUCACGUCGUCGGCCUGAUCAUCUUCAUCCUCGGAGUGGGGACUCUGCUGCCCUGGAACUUCUUCAUGACGGCCUCUCAGUAUUUCAACGGACGCCUGGAAGCACCGAACACCACCUCCAACGCCACCCCCAACACCUCCACGCCUAAAGACUAUAACUAUGACAGCUGGAUGGCCUUGCUUUCCCAGCUGCCCCUGCUGAUGUUCACCCUGCUCAACUCCUUCCUCUACCAGAGGGUGAAGGAGCGUUUCCGUGUGGCCUUCAGCCUCGUCGUCAUCUUCCUCCUCUUCUCCCUCACCGCCGCCCUGGUCCAGGUCCCGAUGGAGCCGGACACCUUCUUCUCUGUCACGAUGGCCACCAUCUGGUUCAUCAACAUGUGUAGUGCAGUGCUACAGGGCAGUCUGUUCGGCGUGGUCGGUCUGUUUCCUCCUCGGUACAGCACCCUGUUCAUGAGCGGUCAGGGUCUGGCAGGGAUCUUCGCUGCGAUCGCCAUGCUCCUCUCCAUCUUAAGUAACGCAGAUAAAAGCUCGGCCGCGUUGGGAUACUUCAUCACGCCCUGUGUGGCCACUCUGGGGACUCUGAUGUGUUACCUGCUGCUGCCACAACUGGAAUUUGCUCGUUUUUACUUGAACGGUGGUCAGACUGAUGAACUGGAGACGACGCAGAAUCUCCUCAACACUACAGAAAAGAAACCGUUAAACGACAACCCCAAAGAGCUCGAGGCUAACGGACAGGUCCGGUUUGAACCGGAGGAGAGUCAGGAGCGUCUGUCCGUCUUUGCUGUCUUCAAAAAGAUCUGGCUGAUGGCGCUGUGUGUGACGUGUGUGUUCGCCGUCACUCUGUCAGUGUUUCCUGUGAUCACAGUCCGAGUCCAGACCGUCUACACGGAGAGCGAAGCCUGGAAGAAAAUCUUCACCUGCGUUUGCUGCUUCAUCGUUUUCAACACCAUGGACCUGGUCGGCCGCAGCGCCCCGUCCCUCGUGCAGUGGCCUUCGAAGGACAGCGUUCUGUUCCCUGCUGCCGUGCUGUCUCGUCUCGUCUUCAUCCCUCUGCUCAUGCUGUGUAACGUCCAAAACUCCAAACUCCCCGUCUUCUUCAGUCACGACUUCGCCUUCGUGGUUAUCAUGGCUCUGUUCUCCUUCUCUAACGGAUACUUGGCGAGCCUCUGCAUGGCCUACGCUCCACAGUUUGUGCGCUGUAAAGACUGUGAGACGGCCGGCUCCCUGAUGACCUUCUUCCUGGUCCUGGGUCUGGCAGUGGGAGCCUCGUUCUCCUUCUUACUGGGGACACUGGGGACACGGGUUUAGAUGACUGGAAUGAGGAGUGAGACUGUGUUUUUGAUGAGUGAAUGACUGAUCUGAGUGGAUGAAGGAUUAUAUGAGUAAAAAUACACACCUCUAAAAACAAGUUUACAACCCAAACAGCAGACCAGACACAACAAGAAAACAACAACAACGAUUCAAAGGAAUCCAAAUGUAAAAAUAGAUAUAGUGAUCAUCAAUCAAUCCAAAAAGACAAGUAAUAUUUAGGGUUAAGGACACAUUAAGGAUGAAACAGUUAUGAGAUUUUGUUGAUAGAGCUGUCCAGAAAAAAGUUUUUUUUUUAACUUUUAAAGUUGUAAAUUUAUGGAAAAAAUACAGGAA